Messenger RNA from Cinara cedri, 8883 nucleotides. The record is from the annotation of a GenBank genome assembly. NCBI's taxonomy places the organism in Eukaryota, Metazoa, Arthropoda, Insecta, Hemiptera, Aphididae.
AUGGAUUACAGAUCGGCCAGAGGACGAUUUUCGUGGAUGAGCUACGUUAACUCUCGUAAGUACGCUAUACAGUCACAGAUUUGUAUGUUUUUUUUUCUUAUUUUAUUACAUGCAGCACAAGUGCACAACGCUGACAUUAUAAUUUGUGUGUUCGGUCCGUGGAUAACAUACCGUUCAGGGACUGAUAGUCGGUUGGAUUAUUCCCGAUUUUAUUCAAUGGCUCCAAUAAUUAUUUGCGCUUUGUGCUAUUUUACAUCAUUGAUUGUUACACUAUUCAUAAACCGAUUGUUCUGCGUAUUAUGCAAGUACAACGGGGAACAGGUAGCGAUUAUCGACUACAACGUCUAGUGCCUUGAUAGAGAUAGUGCGGUUAUACAGUGAUAAGAUAGGUAUUAGGCCACCAUUAGUUGGCUAAACAGACAUUUCACUGUAUACUAGUUAUAGUAUUGCAUGUUUUUUUUUUUUUUAUAGUUUGAAUUUCAAAUUGUUCUCAUUCCUUCUCAAAUAUUAAUUUUUUGAGCUUUAUGAUAUAGUAUUAAUAACAUUUUAUAGGUAUUCGUUAUUAUAUUCUAGGAAGUAUAGAAUAUUUAUUUUAAAAAGAACAGUUCCAAAUUACCUACCAAACUAUAUAAUUUUUAUAAAAAAUAUUCCAUAUUAAACUAUAUUAAACAAAGAAUGAUUAUUUAUAUUGGUAAUACAAUUUUAUUUUUUAACUAUAUGUAUUAUUUCAUACUUCAUAGUAGGUAGGUAAGCAAUUUAUUGUAAAUAUUAACAUUUUUAAUGAUCAACCAUAAUUGAUGAAAUAUGUAGCUACACAAAUAAAUUAUGAUUAAUAAAGCAUUAAAUGUUUACCAGUUUCUUAAAUUUAUAAACAAAUUUAUUACCAAAAAUAGACAAAAUAUGCUUGGAAAUAUAUAUUUGAGACUUAACAAAAGGUUUUAAAUUUUAUUUUUUAAAUCCACAGCAGCGGUAGCCUCUUGCUAUAAUACCUUAAAGUAAACUUAAUUAGUGAUUGGUUUUACAAUAUAUCGUUAAAAUUACAUAUAGAUUUAUAAUAAUGUCUUAAUUUAUUUUUAUGUAGUCUGAUUGUGAAUACAUGAAAUUGGUCAAUCCAUUUCCCUUAAAGUAUGUGUAGGAUUAGUUAUUUACUUACUAUGAAUUAAAAUUUAAAAUUGAAGAAUUCUAACUUCAUUGUAACGUUAGACUGUAUUUUACAAAACAUAAAUAUCAGGUCCCUUAAUAGGAAUACUGAAUUUACUUAGUAAGUAUUUACUAAACCAUUAAUAAACUAAACUAAUAUUUACUUAUGGUAUUAGAGUUCUUUGAUUGAUUGAUAGAUUUUUUUUUCCAGGCACUCUAAUAACAUCAUUCAGUUACUAUUGCACGUCUGUAAAUUAAAGUAAUACUUUAAAACCAAAUCAAUUUAUAUAAAUUGUACCUAAUAAUAAAUAAGCACAUUAAUUUUGUAAUAAAAUGCAAAAUAUGUAAAGUGAGAAGUUAGGAAUGUAGUAGAGGGUAAAAUUAAUGUGCAACGUUUAAUUAUUGCUAUCGAAAAUUGAUUCUGAACAGAGUUUGGUUAAAAGUGUUGUUUUGUCAACUAUACAUAUGUCUUAAUAUUGGAAAUUACAUUUUCAUUUUAUAUUUUCUUUAAUAAUAUUUGUUUCAUAAUGUACCUAUUUUCCUGUUUUCCCCAGUUUUUACCAUGUUUUGGACAGUUUUACCCUUUUUUUAUGAAAACAGCUGGAAAAAUUAAAAAAGUACCACCCCAGUCAGAGUUUCUUUGAGAAAAAGUAUUAUUGUAAAUCAGAGCAAAAUUGUUUAUAGAAAAUUUGUUCACGGAUAAAAAAAAACUGGCUUUGCUCAGAAUCUAAAAUGCAUAAGUAGAUUAAUAUGUUGCCUAAUAAAAUUACUGGUAGAAAAGUUAUUCACAGAAAAAAAAGACCGUAAUAUUUUACAGUCUAUUUUUAAGAUUUAUUAUUCUUUUAAUAGAAUAACCUUUACUUUAGCUAACCUACUAGGUAGAUUAUAAAUCUAAGAUGAAAAAUUAUAGCUAGUUCCUAUAAUUGAUUCCUCCCAUAGUACCUAUUUUUAAUUUUUUUUUUUUUUUUUUUUUAGAAAUUAUUUAUAAGAAUUACCUGCAAUCAUGGGCCAAUUAUAUAUUUUAAUGAUGAGUGUAAUAUUAUUUAUAAAGAUUUUAUAAAAAUAUGAGACGAAUAUGAUAUUGUUGGCUACCUAGUAAGUUAACACAUUUUGCGCCAAUGAGCCUACCUGUUCACCACCAAACCAAAGAAAAUGUAUUCACAAACCAAAAGAAUUUGGUAGCUAUUAAUACAGAUUUAAAUAGGCCAAAAUAUAAGAAUAUUUUAAAAAACCAUAAUACGUGGUGAAAAUUUUCUAGGUUGUAAACCAUGCCUACAACUAUUUUUCAUCAAAUAACAAAAGCAAGAUUGAAAUUAACAGGAAAACAUUAUUGUGUAAAAAAUUCUCCCAGUUUUCCUGUUUUCUGGGUUGUCCUCCAAAAAAAAUUGCCUAUUUUUUCCAUUGGUUAAAAUUUGUUUGUAAAGUAAAAGUAUAUUUGGUUUCUGAAUUAUCUACUUAUUUAAUAAAAAUAUGUUCAUUUUGAAAUAUUAUGAAUACAAUUUAAUCUAAAAUGCUGAAAAAUAAUUGUUUAACCCUAAUCUAGCCAUUGUUUUGUAUAAUAUAUGUAUGUACCUAUUCAUUGUUUUUAUUGUAAUUUUAGACAAUGACCAUGAUAAUAAAUGUUCGAGGCCUAGUACUAGUCGAGGAGAUGGCAAUUAUUCAGAUAAUUUUAAUACAUCAGUGGCAUUUAAAGCACGCAGAGGAGGUAGUCACUACUUUCGUAAAAAUUGGAGUAAUAAAACUAAUUUAGUGCGUAAUCAAAUUAAUUCUCAUCAAUUGGAAAAUUCAAACCAAACCGGACUUCUCAGAAAUGAUCUGAUCCAAGGGUAUAUUGUUUAUUGUUAUUAUUUUUGAUUUAGAAUUUAGUAUUUUUAACAUAUUGUAAUACUUUUUUUUUUUUAAGGAAUACUGGCCGAGGAGGUGAUAAUCAUGGUAAUUUAAAAUUCACAAUGUGGACAUUACAAGAAAGUAGCACAGGAUGGUAUUCAAUAUAUGUAAGUUUUAAUUUUUCUACCAACUAUAAUAGAUUUAAUAAUAUAAAUAUUUUUGAUUUUCAAGAUACCAAGAGUCAAUAAUGAUUAUGAUGAAAUUUUAAAUGUACUUCAAGCAUAUAUUUCACCUAUUACAUUUUAUCCAUACAAUGUAUGUUAUAUUUAUGUUAUUUUAUUAAAUUUGUAAAAUAUAAGUAGUUAUUAAAGUGCAUAUUCUAGAUCAAGAUGGGGUUCUUUACUAAAAAUGUUUACAAUAUUACUGAUGUUUGCAAAAAAAUUAUAUAAAAAAAAAAUGUUCAAUAGUUGUAUAUAUUAUACAGCAACUAUUCUGAGCAGAGUUUGAUUAAUAGUGUUGCUUUGUCAAAAAUACAUAUGUUUUAUUAUGGUAUGAUAAUUAAAUAUUCAUUGUAUAUAUAUUUUUUUUAAAAUAUUUUUUACUAAAACAAUUUAGUGAUCCAACCAAGAUUUUAAAAAUCUUUGCUACAGAACCCCAACUUGAUGUAAAACCCACAUUUUUCUAACUACUAAUAUCAUAAAAAUUAAUAAUUUUAACUUUACAGAAAAAAAUGUUUGGUAAUGCCUUAAGAUUUGUUAUUGAUGAUUAUAAAAUUGCUCAAGUAUUGCAGGAUACUAGUUACAAGAUAACACUUAAAAAUGGUCGAAAAGUAAGUUGUAAAUAUUUAGUAUUCACUAGUUUUAAAUUCUAAAGACAUGAUUGAUAAAUUACAUUGUUAGAGUAUGAUUAAAUAAAAUAUUGAAGUUUUAACAGUGAAAAUUUUCUCUAAAUGACCAUACAAUGAGCUAUUUUAAAAAAUUUCCCUUGAGCUAUUCUUGGGCUAAAUCCAGCCUUCUUUAUAUAUAUAUUUGUAUAUUGUAUUCAUGCCAAAUAAAUAAUAAUACUCAGUUGUAUAAUAAACAUAUUAUUUUAUUAAACAUACAUAAUAUAUAUAUAAAUUUAUUUUACUUCUCUGCUUUAUCCAUAGGCUGUAACAAAAACAAUAAAAUUAUAAUAAUUACACAUUUAUAGCCAGAAAUUAUAUCUAUAUAUUUGUAUAUUAUUUAUUUAGUAUCUAUGGGCUACGACAUUCAAAGAAACUUUUCAUUUCAAAUAGGAAUAAUACACUGUGUUAGUGUUGUCUGAUACCUAACACUAUAGUAAAGAUAAUAUAAUUUGAAUGAUUUCUGAUUAUUGAAAUUGUGAAUUGCUUUAAUUAAGAAAUACAUCUGGGAAAAGAACCUCAAAAAAAAAGUUAAAAUUUGUUUUAUGGUAUUUUUUUUUUAUAAUUCAGUUAAAAAUAUUUGUAGAGAUUUUAAAUUUGGACAGAAAAUUUAUAUUUGCCUUUUAUAGAUGUGAUUAAAUUUUUAACAAAUUUAAGCCAUUUUCUAGGUAUUUUAAUUUUCGUAUAGGCAUUUUAAUUUUGCAAGUUUUUGUAUAUAAUUAUUAUUCAGUAGAUACUGUGUAGUAAAAUUGUUAGACUAAACAGAAAUGUGUGAAAAUGUAGGAAGUUCAUUAAGAGUUUUACUUUGUGGUAAAAAAAAAAAUUAAUUUAAUGUAGUUUUUUUUAAAAAAGAAAUUUUAAUAUUAAUUUUGAUGAAAAUUGUUUUGAGUAAAAAAUUAUGUGAAACAAAUCUAAUUUUUGAAUUUGUUGUUAUGAACAUAAUAUGUAUAUUGCCGAUUUAAAAAAGAUGGUGAAGUCAGAAUUAAGCUGACUAAGUUCGAAAUUAUAGCUUUUUGAAGUUCUUAUAUUAUGUUAUGUUAAAUAACUGUAUUACCUUUUUUGAAGAAUAUUUAUCUGAUCCAAUGGUUAAACAUGUCUAUUUUUAUCCUAGGAGUCCCAGGUUCAAACAACUUUUUAUGCAUUUUUCCUCCUUUUUUAAAUUUAAUAAAUUUUGGUGGAAACCUAUUGACCCAAGUCAUCACUUACUUAGAUUAUUUUAAUUGUAAAAUACCCCUUGAAUCAGAAUCGUUUUUCGUUAGUAAUGGUUUAUUGUUGCUUAUAGAUAUACAUUAAACCUAUAACUGCACCUGUCUCCAUUAUCCUAUGAUGUCUUAUUUAAUUUUAGAUUCAUUUAUAAAAGUUAGGAAAAUGCUAUUAUUCACUAUUGAGUCUUUACUAUUAUAAUUAAAAUUUAUAUUUGUAAUUUUUCUAGAAAUAAUGUUAUCUUUGAUACUUUGUCUGACACCUAUAACAAUUCUAUUAAGUUCAUUAAAUUCAAUUAUAAAUAUUUGUGUUUAGUUAAUCAUUAAAGUGGGUUUAUAUGUGCCUUCACGGACUAUUACAAUAUUUACACCAGUAUCUAAUGAAAUUAGAGAAAAAAUGAUUGAGGCAAUGGCUACUCGUUAUAAUUCCAGUACCAAAAGUUUAGACUUGUCAAAAUUUUAUGCAUGUCCAUGUAUGUAAAUGUUAAUUAUAUAAAUUAAUACUAGUAUUAUAAUAAAAACAUCACUUGGAUAAUUAAGUAUAUUUUUUUAUAGUGUUUAUCGAAAAGCAACUUUUUGUACCAUUAAAUAGACCAGCAAUUCUUCUGGCAGCUCUCAACAUAGUUGCUGAACAUACUAAGUCUGAGUUGUUCGGCUUGAGUCUUGAAAACAAUCAUAUUUAUAUGAGUGAAGGGCUCGUAUGGAUAAGUAGACUAUUUCCAAAUCUAAAAGUUUUAGAUUUAUCUGGAAAUAAAGUAACAGAUUUUAAGUUUUAUUUAUUUCAAUAUUAUUAUAUAGAAACAUUGAUUAAAUAUAUUAUUAUUAUAUAUAUUUUUUAGUUUUCUGAUUUGAAUGAGCUGAAUUGCCUCCAGGGUUUUUCUAUUGAAGUGAUUAACCUGUCCAGAAAUCCAGUGAGUGAUAACAUUAAGGAUAAAGAAUGUUACAGACAGUAAGUAAUAUACUAUUAUUUAUAUUUUAAUGUUUAAUAUUAUUGAUUAUAUUUGUUACAGGAAUGUUCAACAACUAUUUCCCAUGCUAAAAAAGUUGGUAAGUGUUUUCUAUUUUUAUCUUGACAUAUUUAGAUCAUGAAUUAAUUAAGGAAUACCAAAAUUUAUAUUUUUGUAUGGCUAAAAUAAUAAUAUUUUGAUAAUUUUUAUUGUGUAUAUUAAAGUAAGUUGUCCAUGGUAUACCUUACCUAGUUUAAAAUUCAAAAAUAAUAUUAUUGAAUGAAAUAAACACAAAAAAAUAAAGUGUGGAAAUAACCAUUUUAUAUUGAAUAAUUAAGAAAAUAAAUAAAUAGACAUUUUUCAUUCAAAAGAAAAACUAUCAAUUUUUUUUACUACAUUUUAAAUGUAAUUGGUUGACAUUUACAGUGUGUUGUAAGUUACUAUUGUGCUUGAUACUGUUUCAAUUUUAUGAUUUCAGAUUUUUGGCAAAGUAUUGCUGUUUUAUUAUUUAUUAAUUUUUAUUUUUUCCAUUUAUCAAAAUAGUAUAUUGCAUGUUCAAUUCGCAACAUAUUUUAAUUGUGUAGUUUUUCAAGUCAAGAUAUUCUCUGAAAAUAUUGGUGUGUAUUAAUUUAAUGUUCCUUUUUACAUGAGAACAAAAAGAGGAAAAUGAAAACAUACAAAAUUUAGGUAUUUCCUUAAAUUAAUAAAUAAGUCAAUAAAUUUGUGUUCAUAAUUUUGAGAAGAAAAAAAAUAAGAUUUAAAUGAUAAUAUAAAAUUAAAAGUAUAGAUUGGAAGAUUAAUAAAAACCAAGGACAGAUAAAUUUAAUUUCUAAACAAAAAUUAUAUACCAUAAUAAAGUUAAUAAUAGACAUUUUAUUAUUUGGUUCUUUGAAAUUCUGUAUUUUAUUAAUUUAUUAACAUAGAUAUUUAGGAUGUAGGGCAAUGUAACAAUUGCGUAUUUUUUUUUUUAGGAUAACACUGAAUUACCUCUACGGUACAGUGUAGCUAUUGUUAAUGCAAAAUUGAAAAUGCCAGUUAACUUGGGAAACAAUUUUGCAGUACCAGCAGGUCAUAAUCCCGACCAACCAAAUCCAGUAAAAGAUUUAGUAAAAUCGUUCUUAGAACAAUACUAUGAACGUUAUGAUAACAAAUUGUCUAGACAAAUGAUUGCUGAAGCUUACCACAAAAAUGCAAUAUUUUCUUUGUCUUGUUUUCAGAAUUAUGGGUAUAUAUUUGAAUUGCACCUAAUCUGGAUAUUCUAUUUAAUCAUUUGUUUAUAUUUUAGUUCAAAUGGUAAUCUAUCAAAGUAUUUAUCAGAUUGUCGAAAUUUACUGAAACCUGACCAAAACAAAAAACGUGUAGUUCACAUAGGUAAAGAGAAUAUAAUCAAUUUUCUAGACAAUUUGCCAGAGACCAAGCAUGAUAUGGUCUCAUUUCUCGUUGAUGUACCAUUAGUUGAUGUGAGUGACAUUUUUUAUUUUUUAUUUAUUUUUUAUUUUUUAUUUAUGUACUGUUUUAAUUUUAUCCAAAGGCUAAAUUCAUUCAGAUUGUAGUGAAUGGUGUGUUUGCCGAAAACUUUAAAGAGACCCAACAAAGACCAUUAUUUCGAUCAUUUUGUAGGGCAUUUUGUAUAGUGCCUUUUGGAAGUGGAUGGAGUAUAUUGAAUGAUAUGUUAUUUGUAACAGAAGUUAACGAUGACCAAUACUAUGUAAGCCAUUUGAUUUUCAACUUUGUUGUUAUUAUUUAUGUUCUAAAUCAUGUUUUUUAAUUGCAGGAAUCAUCAAAACGUUUUAUUUUACCAAAAUCAAACUUGCCAAAUAGUAAUGCCCCCGACUGCAGCGACAACACAUCAAUGGUUAUGGAAGAUUCAGAAGAAAUGACCAGUAUAAAAUUGUCAUCAUCAUACCAACAGGACCUUACACCCAACUAUCCUCCACCACAAUAUCAGCAAACCUCAUUUUCAACUUACCCUUCUUCUUCAAUAGCAGAGAUUCCUGUUUUUACACAGCAACAGCAACCAUUUUACCAGGAAGGUUUGCAGAUGUCUUUAAUGCAAAAUCCACAACAAGCUUAUCAACAGAAUAAUCAGCUCGCAUCAUCAUCAACAGAACCUGUGUCUUUUCAAUCAAUUCCUCAACAAUUAAACAAUUCAUUUUACAUGGUAAACAACACAACAGCAACAACAUUUCCUGCAAGUUCAAUUCAAAUUCCUAUACUUACAAAUCAGCCAUCAACUGAAGUCUCUACAAAUUCAGACGAAAAACUAACUUUGAUCAAGAAUUUUUCAAAAGAAUCUGGCAUGAACAACAUAUGGGCUAAAAAGUAAGACAAAUUAUAUACCUAUACAAGGUAUAAUAUUAUUAUCAAUUGAAAUUAUUGUUGUUUAUUGUGAAAUCUAAAUGUGGAAUACUUCAUUAUUUUAGUAUAUGCAAAAACAAUUAAUGUAUAAUUGUUAAACAAUAAUAAUCUAAGACAUAUAUUUAUAAAUUAUUAUACUUAUCACAAAUAUUAGUCAAAAAAGACAAAAGAUUCAUUUUGUUUUACUUAAUUAAAUAAAACCUCUCAUUAGUUAAUAUAUUAUGUUUUUAUCCUUUUUCAUAAUUACAUAUAAUAAAUAAAAGCUUAAAAAUAUCCUAUACAAGUCAAUGGCAUUAUUAUUUAAGUUUAAAAGGACUUUAAAUAAACACUUUCAAUACAUUUUUCUAUACAGGUGUUUGGAAGAAAAUGAUUGGAAUUACACUCAAGCCGUUUUCUGUUUUUCGAAAUUGAAACCCAAUAUUCCUCCUGCAGCUUUCACAUAAAACAUAAUAUGUAUGUAUUAUUAUUAUUAUAUUAUUAUAAUUCAUAAAUCUAGUGAAAAAAACUAUUGUAAUUUUAUUGAUAU